Molecule: messenger RNA, 6230 nt
Organism: Coregonus sp. 'balchen'
Lineage: Eukaryota; Metazoa; Chordata; Actinopteri; Salmoniformes; Salmonidae
Source: the annotation of a GenBank genome assembly
CUGGUGGCCCCCGUGGAGGACCUGGAUGGGAGGGCCUGUCUGACCCACGGUCGACCCCUGGAGCUGUACAGCAGGGCGGAGGGGCGUUGUGUCUGUGCUCUCUGCAUGGAGGAGGGUCACGAAGUCGUCUCCACAGAAACGGAGUGGGACAAGAAGAAGGUGAGGUCAUAAUUCCUAAGGGUUCAAUGAUGGCUGUAAAUGUUUCGCUGUGUUUCCAUGUGUAUAGUAUUGGGUGAGUCUGAAGGAAAGUGUGUAUUGAGUGAUUAUUACAUACAAUUACAUCAACUAUGAUAAAACUAAGAUAUCAUUUCCUUUUCUUUCCGUGUUUUUGAAUAUCCAAGGGUGAGCUGGUCAGCAGCCAAGCUGAGAUGCAGGAAAGGAUCCUGGAGAGAGAGAGAAAGGUGGAGGAGAUCAGGGAAUCCAUGGACCUCUGCAAGGUGAGUCCUGAGUGAUUCAGAGUGAGGUAAUACAUGUCUACCUGCAAACACAGAGCUGUGCUGUAACAGUGCUCUACAAGAAGAGAGAGAGCGAGAGCAAAGAUAGUAAAAAAAACUAGGCUUUGUGCACAAAGACAUGAGGUAUAUACACCACCGGUCAAAAGUUUUAGAACACCUACUUAUUCAAGGUUUUUAAAUAUUUUCUACAUUGUAGCAAUAAUAGUGAAGACAUCAAAACUAUGAAAUAACACAUAUGGAAUCAUGCAGUAGCCAAAAAAGUGUUAAACAAAUCAAAAUAUAUUUUAUAUUUGAGAUUCUUCAAAUAGCCACCCUUUGCCUUGAUGACAGCUUUGCACACUCUUGGCAUUCUCUCAACCAGCUUCAUGAGGUAGUCACCUGGAAUGCAUUUCAAUUAACAAGUGUGCCUUCUUAAAAGUUAAUUUGUGGAAUUGAUUUCCUUCUUAAUCCGUUUGAGCCAAUCAGUUGUGUUGUGACAAGGUAGGGGGGGUAUACAGAAGAUAGCCCUAUUUGGUAAAAGACCAAGUCCAUAUUAUGGCAAAAACAGCUCAAAUAAGCAAAGAGAAACGACAGUCCAUCAUUACUUUAAGACAUGAAGGUCAGUCAAUACGGAACAUUUCAAGAACUUUGUACGUUUCUUCAAGUGCAGUCUCAAAAACCAUCAAGCGCUAUGAUGAAACUGGCUCUCAUGAGGACCGCCACAGGAAUAGAAGACCCAGAGUUACCUCUGCUGCAGAGGAAAAGUUCAAUAGAGUUAACAACCUCAGAAAUUGCAGCCCAAAUAAAUGCUUCUCAGAGUUCAAGUAACAGACACAACUCAACAUCAACUGUUAUAUAAUAAUAAUAAUAAUAAUAAUAAUAUGCCAUUUAGCAGACGCUUUUAUCCAAAGCGACUUACAAUCAUGCGUGCAUACAUUUUUUGUGUAUGGGUGGUCCCGGGGAUCGAACCCACUACCUUGGCGUUACAAGCACCGUUCAGAGGAGACUGUGUGAAUCAGGCCUUCAUGGUUGAAUUGCUGCAAAUAAACCACUACUAAAGGACACCAAUAAUAAGAAGAGACUUGCUUGGGCUGAGAAACAUGAGUAAUGGACAUUAGACUGGUGGAAAUUUGUCAUUUGGUCUGGAGUCCAAAUUGGAGAUUUUUGGUUCCAACCGCCAUGUCUUUGUGAGACGCAGUGUGGGUGAACGGAUGAUCUCCGCAUGUGUAUUUCCCACCGUAAAGCAUGGAGGAGGUGUUAUGGUGUGAGGGUUCUUUGCUGUCUGUGAUUUAUUUAGAAUUCAAGGCACACUUAACCAGCAUGGCUACCACAGCAUUCUGCAGCGAUACGCCAUCCCAUCUGGUUUGGGCUUAGUGGGACUAUCAUUUGUUUUUCAACAGGACAAUGACCCAACAAGGGCUACUUGACCAAGAAGGAGAGUGAUGUAGUGCUGCAUCAGAUGACCUGGUCUCCACAAUCCCCUGACCUCAACCAAAUUGAGAUGGUUUGGGAUGAGUCGGACCGCAGAGUGAAGGAAAAGCAGCCAACAAGUGCUCAGCAUAUGUGGGAACUCCUUCGAGACUGUUGGAAAAGCAUUCCAGGUGAAGCUGGUUGAGAGAAUGCCAAGAGUGCGCAAAGCUGUCAUCAAGGCUGUCACGCCCUGACAUUGAGAUCUCUAGUUGAGUUGGUCAGGGUGUGAAAUCUAGUUUAUAUAUUUCUAUGUUGGCCGGGUGUGGUACCCAAUCAGAGGCUGCUGUCGGUCGUUGUCUCUGAUUGGGGAUCAUACUUAGGCAGCCAUGUUGCCUACCUUAGUUGUGGGAUCUUGUUUCUGUUUGGCUUGUUUGAUGUUUAGCCUCUCGAACUUCAAGUUCUGUUGGAUUUUGUUAUUUUGUCGGUGUUUAUUAAAAUAAACGACUAUGUACGCAUACCACUCUGCACCUUGGUCCGAUCCUUUACACAACGAACGUGACAGAAGAUCCCACCACCAAUGGACCAAGCAGCGUGGCCAGGAGGAGCAGACAUGCUGGACACAGGUGGGGAAAACAUUCUGGACACAGGAGGAGAUAUUGGCCGGUGGGACCCUGGGCGAAGGAAGAAGCCCAGCCAAGAGAGAAAAAACGGCGACUCAAAAGUUCCCGCUCACGAAGGAAGCCCGAGAGGCAGCCCCAAUAAAAAAAAAAUUGGGGGGCACACGGGGUGGUUGACGGAGCAGCAGGAGGCCCUGGAAGGGCUGAUUGUGGAGAGGGAGAUGUCGAGAGAAGAAGCCGCUAUGAUAGAUGCCCUCCAAGACCCGCAGCUCAGUACUCUGAGAGAGGAGACCACCGCCUUACAGGAGCUGUUAGUUAAGAGGGAGCAGAUGCUCUCCCUUCAGAAGGAGGCGCUGCAGGAGGCCCACAGGGAGAAGGAGUCAGUGGAUGCACGGAGAGAGGAGCUGGCCAGGCAACAGGAGGAGCUGAGAGAGGAGUUAACCCUCCAGCAGCAGAGAGCUCAGGCCUUAGAGCAGAGGCUGGCGGAGCCAGGUUUAGCAUAGCCAACUCCCCGCACUCGCUUUGAGGAGCGUGUGACCGUGCAGGCACCAGGCUAUGCGCCGGCUUUACGCACUGUGCCACCAGUGCGCCUUCACAGACCGGUACGGCCCGUGCCUGCUCCUCGCACCAAACCAGUGGUGCGUGUCUCCAGCCCGGUACGGCCUGUGCCUGCUCCUCGCACCAAACCAGUGGUGCGUGUCUCCAGCCCGGUGCGCCCCGUACCUGCUCCUCGCACCAAACCAGUGGUUCGUCUCCCCAGCCUGGUACGGCCCGUUCCUGCUCCUCGCACCAAACCAGUGGUGUGUGUAUCUAGUCCGGUGCGCCCCGUACCUGCUCCUCGCACCAAACCAGUGGUGCGUGUCUCCAGUCCAGUAUGGCCCGUACCUGCUCCUCGCACCAAACCAGCGGUGCGUGUAUCUAGUCCGGUGUGCCCAGUACCUGCUCCUCGCACCAAACCAGUGGUGCGUGUCUCCAGUCCAGUAUGGCCCGUACCUGCUUCUUGCACCAAACCAGUGGUGCGUGUCCCCAGCCUGGUACGGCCCGUGCCUGCUCCUCGCAUCAAACCAGAGGUACGUGUCUCCAGCUCGGUGCGCCCCGUACCUGCUCCUCGCACCAAACCAGUGGUGCGAGUCUCCAGUCCGGUACAGCCCGUACCUGCUCCUCGCACCAAACCAGUGGUGCGUGUCCCCAGCCUGAUACGACCCGUGCCUGCUCCUCGCACCAAACCAGUGGUGCCUGUCUCCAGCCCGGUGCGCCGCAUACCUGCUCCUCGCACCAAACCAGUGGUGCGUGUCUCCAGCCCGGUGCACCCCAUACCCGCUCCUCGCACCAAACCAGUGGUGCGUAUCUCCAGUACGGUACGGCCCGUGCCUGCUCCUCGCACCAAACCAGUGGUGCGUGUCCACAGCCCAGUGCGUCAUGUGCCAGCGCCAGUGAUGAUCCAUGGCACGAAGCCACCAGUGAUGAUCCAUGGCACGAAGCCUCCAGAGAUGAUCCAUGGCCUGAAGCCUCCAGUGAUGAUCCAUGGCCCGAAGCCUCCAGUGAUGAUCCAUGGCACGAAGCCUCCAGUGAUGAUCCAUGGCACGAAGCCUCCAGUGAUGUUCCAUGGCACGAAGCCUCCAGUGAUGAUCCCUGGCAAGUAGCCUCCUGUGAUGGUCCAUGGCCCGGAGCCUAGUCCAGCUCCAGUCAGCUGCUCCACUCCAGUGCCAGAGCAGUCCGCUCCACCGGUGCCAAGUCCAGCUCCGGUCAGCUGCUCCACUCCAAUGCCAGAGUAGUCCGCUCCACCGGUGCCCAGUCCAGCUCCGGUUAUCUGCUCCCUACCAGAGCCGGGGAAGUCCACUUCACUGGUGCCCAGCCCGGGUCCGGUCGUCUAUUCUUCCCCCAUGCCGGAGCCAUCCGCUCCACCGGGGUCCGAGCCGGAGCCAGACGUCAACCCCUCUCCAGGGUCGGGGUCUCCCACACCAGGGUCCAGACAGGACUUGGUGCAUCGCGGGAGGACUGCUGGGCCGGGACCAGACGUCAGCGCCUCUCCAGGGUCCAGAUAGUGCUUGGUGCAUUGUGGGAGGACUGAGAGGGGGAGCAUCGCGCUGGGGUCCAGACCGGACCGGGCGUGCAAAGGGGAGGCAGGAUGGGAGAAGAGUUUACUGCCUACGUCAGGUCCGAAGCCGGAGCCGGAGCCGCCACCGAGGCUAGAUGUCCACCCGGACCCUCCCCUAAUGAGUCAGGUUUUUGCGGCCGGACUGUCACGCCCUGACAUUGAGAUCUCUAAUAGAGUUGGUCAAGGUGUGAAAUCGAGUUUAUAUAUUUCUAUGUUGGCCAGGUGUGGUUCCCAAUCAGAGGCAGCUGUCGGCCGUUGUCUCUGAUUGGGGAUCAUACUUAGGCAGCCAUGUUGCCUACCUUAGUUGUGGGAUCUUGUUUCUGUUUGGCUUGUUUGAUGUUUAGCCUCUCGAACUUCAAGUUCUGUUGGAUUUUGUUAUUUUGUCGGUGUUUAUUAAAAUAAACGACUAUGUACGCAUACCAUGCUGCAACUUGGUCCGAUCCUUUACACAACGAAUGUGACAAAGGCAAAGGGUGGCUAUUUGAAGAAUCUCAAGUAUAAAAUAUAUUUUGAUUUGUUUAACACUUUUUUGGUUACUACAUGAUUCCGUAUGUGUUAUUUCAUUGUUUUGAUGUCUUCACUAUUAUUCUGUAUGAGUCAGAGUAAGGUACUACAAGUCUACAUGCAGAUACAGAGAUGGAGGACUGUAACAGUGAGAUAGUUCAACAUGAGACAGAGACCUGUUGCUCAUAGAGAGGGACAAGAGAUACAGAGCGUGAGACAUGCAUACAUAAAGAGACCUGGAGACAAAGCACAGAUAAAGGUAAAGUGAGAAAGACAGAGAGGCAAACACAGAGAGGGAAUGAGAUAGACAUUGAGGUGAUACUGAGUUGUUGUCCACCAUCUAUCUCUUUAGGCCCAACUGGAUAGGGAGAGGAGGGAGAUAGACUCUGUGUUUGAAGUGGUUAUGAUAGCUGUAGAGGAGACCCAGCGAGAGGCUCUCAGGCCCCUGGAGGAGAGGCAGCAGGAUGUGGAGAGAGAGGCAGGAGAACUCACCCAGGAGCUGCAGAGAGAGAUCAGACAACUGAGAGACAUCAUCGAUCAACUGGAGGACGUUGCUAACCUAGAGGAUCACAUUCACUUCCUGCAGGUGAGUGACUUUACUUGAACUUAAACCAUUUUGGUCUAUGAGGAGCAUAGGUCAUCCACAAAUGAUUCCUCCCGGCACCGCAUUGUAUCGCUCUAGUUGACUGAACAGUCUGCAAGCUGCUCGCACUCUUUUUUGUGCUAGAUGAUUGAGUAGUCUGCAAGCUGCUCGCACUCUUUUUUGUGCUAGAUGAUUGAAUAGUCUGCAAGCUGCUCGCACUCUGUAUUGGGCUAGGUGACUGAAAAGUCUGCAAGCUGUUCCUAAGUUGGUUUAUGCAUGUGUUUGUGUACCAGUAUGUGUGAAAUGGAUGGAUUGUACUGGGCUGGGUUGUCUAUUGUCUGUCAAAUUGUUUUUGAAUUAGAAUUAUAUAAUUAUACACUAUAAUGAUAUAAUGAAAUAAAGCUGUUGAAUCAUCUUUCUCUGUGACACUGUCUCUCUUUUCCUCUCUCUCCCUCUCUCCCCUCCCCUCUUCUAUCCAUAUGUCUCUCCACCAGACCUUCCCAUCUCUGUCAUGGCUGGGUGAUGGUAGAGACUGGACUGAGGUCUCUCUUGAUACCAAAGUCUCCUUUGGCACCAUGAGAAGC